Molecule: messenger RNA, 845 nt
Organism: Osmia bicornis bicornis
Lineage: Eukaryota; Metazoa; Arthropoda; Insecta; Hymenoptera; Megachilidae
Gene: Uxt
Product: protein UXT homolog
Exons: 2
Coding region: 312-746 (144 amino acids)
Biological process (GO): negative regulation of transcription by RNA polymerase II
Molecular function (GO): transcription corepressor activity
Source: RefSeq, a predicted model, not a curated record
AUAGUUGGCGCUGUUUCAUAAACAUUCGAGUGAUUUUUGAGUAAUGUUUUGUUUAAUUACAUAUAUUCGUGCAAUUGUCAGGAGCAUUUUAAUCUUAUUAAAUAACAUUUAUUUUAUCUUGUGAUUUUCUUGAAUGAUAAAUUAAAUCCCCUAUGGUUACACUUAAUAAUGAUGUUUAUCUUAACCUCAACAGUUAAUAGUAUUUCGUUUUUAAAUAAGAUUAAUUGAAUGUAAAGGAUUGAAAAUUGUUCCGUGAAAAGUUUUAGUAGUUUCCUUUGUUUUGGUUCCUUUGCUGUACAGGUGGUUCAAUUAUGAAUCCAGAUAUUAAUGAGAAGAUCUUAAAGUUUGAAACAUUUAUCAAUGAAGUAUUAAAAGAAGAUCUUGCUAAGUUACAGCAGAAAAUUGAUGUUAAGAAUGCAGAUGUUGCAGAGUUUCUUCAGCUAAAAUCGACCAUAACUACUCUUCAGAAUAAUGGCUUUGAUAAAAGUGGUUUCAAAACCCAAGUAGAUGUAGGACAGAGUUUCUUCGUCGAAGCACAUAUCCCUGAUGCCUCUACAAUUCUUUUGGACAUUGGCUUAGGACACUAUGUUGAAUUUUCGCUACACGAUGCCGUAGUAAUUAUUAAUGUAAGAAUUAAAUUACUGGAACAACAGAUUGCGCAUCUCCGUAAAGAAGUAGCGAAGACGAACGCUCACAUCAAGCUUAUUCUUCUUGGUAUCAGAGAAUUACAAGGGUUCGGAGAAUGAACGUAAUACACAAUAUAAUUUUGUAAUAUCAUUGUUGUACAUAAUUUUACGCUAAGUAACCUGUACAUAUUAGAGCUUAAACUGCACGAUUGAAUGAGA